Physella acuta is the source of this 4864-nucleotide messenger RNA. RefSeq lists its product as uncharacterized. Gene Ontology annotation, molecular function: ubiquitin protein ligase activity. NCBI's taxonomy places the organism in Eukaryota, Metazoa, Mollusca, Gastropoda, Physidae. The record is from RefSeq and is a predicted model, not a curated record.
GUGUGUCGUGUGUGUAGUGAAGUAAAUUCAGAGUAGGCCUGGCCUGGCCUAGAUCUAGACUAUUUUUUUUUUAAAGUUAUUUAUUGUCUUGCUAGAGUAGAGGACUAACAAAACUGAUCUGACAUGGAUGAAGAAAAAAAAGACGAACCAAAAAGAAAGCCUAACGCGAGGUCUCCAGUUAGACCAAAAAAUUAUGGUCAGCGUCCUCCUGCCCAAAAUGGCCGCACAGAGCACAGGGGAAGAUAUCCACGCAUGUCCUCCAACCAUGUGAGCAGGACAAGUAAUGGACCUGCAAGCCAAGAAAUGGCCAUGCAGUUUAAUCAGGGGCCGUCUUUGUUCACGCCAUCAGAAUCAAAUGAGGCAUCUACUCAGACGCAACAAAACGGUGGGCCUGUUGAUCAAACUAACUGGUUUAGACCAGCUCAAGGUAUUCCAGCUGGCCUCAAUGAUAUUGGUGGGCUACAAGAUGGCCCUUCUAAUGUUGGAUUCUAUAGGACAGAUAACAGUCAAACAUUUGGGUUCAAUGACCUUGGUGGACAACAAGAUGGACCUUCUAAUAAUGGCUUCCAAAGGGCAGACAACAGUCAAACAUUUGGGUUCAAUGACCUUGGUAGACAACAAGAUGGCCCUUCUAAUGUUGGAUUCCACAACAAUCAAACACUUGGGUUUAAUGAUGUUGGUAGACUACAAGAUGGCACACGCCCACCUAACAGACAUCGGACAAACAACGGCCAAUCCCCACCCAGAAGAUGGGCACGAAGGCCGCAAGUUGGCAACGCGUCGUCAGCGUUUAACUCCAGCCACUUACCAGCAGGUUCUAGAUCAUUUGGGCAGGCCAGCAAAAACUCUUCCACUAGACCAGCCCCCACCUCACACAUGACAUCCCAAACUGCUGACUUCCAGAACCCUCCUGUGUUUGUUCCAGAGAGCCCUCAACAUUUGCUUCCUGAAAUUGAUUCUUCGGAUCCUUUUCAGAGCCCUAACAGCAUAUUUACUCCUGAAUUUGACCCUUUCAGUUCAGCUGCUCAGAAUUCAGGUUGGUCGCCUCUGGCAAAUUUUUCUCCAGGUCAAUUUCUGCGAGGGCUGGGAACAGUAGAGGAGCCAUUUGAAUUCUAUAGACCAGAUAUAACCGUGCUGUCUGAUGAGGAGAUAGCAAGACAGCUCCAGCAGGAAGAGUGGGAGUCUAUGAACACACCUAGAGAUCACGUACACUAUGGCGCCCGCGGGGGAUUUUUCAGCCGGGCUAGGUCAACUCUACCUCCUAUUGGACGGGCUGAGCCAGGCAUCAUUGGGAGACCACACCCACCAGAGCCACCUGUUCUGCGCCGCGGGGGUCAAGGAAGCCGUGGGCCUGGGAGAGGUCGCCCACGAACCAGAUAUGACCGUCUGGCUGAAGUCUUCAGUAGGGAGCACAGAGACUUUACACCUUUGCUGGUUGAACUUUUUCAUUCACUGGAGGUGCCAGACUUUGAUUUAGGGGCCCUGAUGCUACCUGGAGCAGGCAUAGACCCAGAUCUUGGAGAGUAUGAGUCUCUGUUAGCCCUGGCUGAGCGCAUAGGUGAAGUGAACCGCGGCCUGAACCAGACGGACAUCAACAGCCUGCCUACAACCAGGUUCUCACACCAGAUGCCUGAUGAGACAACCGCAUCAGCUGCAGUGGAGCUCCCACAAUGCAACAUUUGUUUGACGGAGUACGAGGAGGGGGAGGAGUUGAGGAACUUGCCUUGUAGCCAUGAGUUCCAUUCAGGUUGUGUGGACCAAUGGCUUUUGACCAAUAGAACAUGUCCAGUGUGCAGGUCAGAGGUCAGGCAAAGGUCUUGAUGACACUAGGAUAGCCGGGAACCAAUGGAGAGAAAGUUCAAAGGUCAAUGUUUUUGUUUGCAAGAGAUUUUAAAGAAUAAAGUGAAUGUUUGUUGGCAGAGGUAAAGUAAAUGUUUGCUAUCAAGGGCAAAUUUUUUUUUUUUACUUUUUAUAUAUAUUUUGUAAAAUGUUGAAUUAUUGUAAAGAAAAAAUGUUUUAAUAUGCACAAGUCUUUCUCAUUAGUUUGGUAAGGUGCCAACUGGUGUGUGUCUUGUUUGGUUAGAUGUCUAUUGGUUUGUCUUGUUUGGUCAGAUGUCCACAGUUGUGUCUUGUUUGGUUAGAUGUCUAUUGGUGUGUCUUGUUUGGUUAGAUGUCUAUUGGUGUGUGUCUUGUUUGGUUAGAUGUCCAUUGGUGUGUCUUGUUUGGUUAGAUGUCCAUUGGUGUGUCUUAUUUGGUUAGAUGUCUAUUGGUGUGUCUUGUUUGGUUAGAUGUCCAUUGGUGUGUCUUAUUUGGUUAGAUGUCUAUUGGUGUGUCUUGUUUGGUCAGAUGUCCACAGUUGUGUCUUGUUUGGUCAGAUGCCCAUUGGUGUAUGUCUUGUUUGUAUUCCGACUCAAACAUGAAUCACAAAUUUUUAUCUUUCACAAAUAUUUUUAAACCAAUACAUUUUUAAACACAGAUUGAUUGCAUUAUAUUCACUGUCCUUUAAAAUCAGUUUCAAAUCCAAGCGUGAUUUAAUAAAACCAUGUUGUCAUGUGUUGUGUGAAAUAUGUGAAUGAUAGUUGCUCUCGAUAGAGACUGAUGUUAGGUAACAGUAUAUGAUUAUGUGAAGCAAUGGUUUUUUCCUUCUCUAUUCCUAAUUCUAUAUUUGCUUUGGAAUACUUAAACUUGUCUUUUAUGAAAAGUGUACUGUGAAAUUUAGAAUAUUAUAUUAUGCAAUUAGUAACAAUGAAUGUUGUAAUACGCUGUAUAAACAAUACUGGGUAUUUGAUGAAUUUUUCAAGAUAAUAUCUCUAGGAAAAUAUUUCUUGCUGAUUAUACUUGAUGUUUGCUCAAAUAUUUUUGUUACCUGAAUGUUUUUUAUUCUCUGAUUGUGUUUUAAAGUGGUUGUCACACCACUGGUUGGUGGGAAUUAUGGUCUGUUUUAAAGUGGUAGUCAUAAAACUGGUUGAUUGGAUUGUUGGAAUAAGUGUAUUGGCUUUUGUAUAUUACUUUUAGUAUUGGCUAGAUCAAAGAUUAUACUAAAGUUUUAUUAUAUGCAACUUGGCUUUGUAGUUAAAUUGUGCAAAAAACUGUCUGGAUAGACUGGUAUAGUGGGGUCUUAUAUUUGUAUUCAUGGACAAACACAUGACACACGGGACACAUGACAUUCAUGUACCCAUUGCUUAUCACAACUACCCACACAACACCCAUCUAAUAUGAAACCCUUACAGCCAGACCAGCAUGAGUUGUCUCCCUGUUCCCCUACCUCAUGUCAGCUGUCUCUUGAUGUGACCUUGACACUACCUGACCUCCUUAGUAUUGUCACUCUGGGCUUUUAGUGACAGUCUAUACAGUGAUAGCUAGACAAGAUCACAUGGAUAAAACCUUGAAACUCUAUUGGCUGUUUCUUUGUGUGCUGUUCUGAUGUUGUGAAGGGGAGAGCACUGUAACCAAGGGACACCACUCUGUUAGACUACUGUAUUACUUCACCACCUCACAAUCAUGAGGCUCAAAGUGAUUUAUUUGUGUCUAACAAAAAUCAACUUUAAGCACGUUAUAUUUUAUAUUGAAUUGUAUCAAUUUUUUAUAAAUUAUCUCACCUAUACUCUUGUUAAAACAUGACUACUUGAUCAAGUUUUUUAAAAAUAAGCUUUUAUUGGUAAAAUAUUAUGCAUUAAUAAAAUAUUUAUUGUAACUGCAACUCUAAUAUUGCCCAUCGGAUUUACCAUAAGGUUCUUAUUUAUAAUAUAACAUAUAUCUUCUAUAAUGUUUAUAAAGUUGAUUUUUGAGCCAAUAUUUAUUAUAGAUAGUUUAAGUAUUAAAUAAACUAAAUUAUUAAAAUUAAUUUCGCAUAAUUUUAAAAACUAUUUUCCGAGGUAUUUUUAAAAUUUAUUUGAAAUUUAUACUUUUAACAUUAAUUCAUAACAUGAAAAUAUUUUAAGGUAUUCAUUAUAUUAUGUCUGUAUAACAUGAUGCUUGUUGAAUUUUUGUUAAAAAUAUGACUUAAGUUUAUUUGAAAUAUGAUUUAGUAUCGUUUGAAAUAUGACUUAAGUUUAUUUGAAAUUUGACUGAGUUUAGUUUUGAAAAAAAAAAUGAAAGUGUAUUAUGUACUUAAGCUAAUUAAUUACUCACAAAUGUCACCUCUUACCUGUUUAUGGCAUAUGAAAUGAACUCUUCUUGAAAGAAAACCAUGUAAAAUAUAGGUUUAGACAUAUUGUUUAAUUUACAGGUAUUCUAUUGUUUAUAAACUGACGGGCUUAAAUAACUUGCCUCCUUUUAUAUACAACUGUUUUGAUUGGUGCAUCAUGAAUAGAUCUUUGUUGUUCUCUAUCAUUUACUCUAGGUGCAUUUGAAUUUUAAAGUCUAUGUUUUCAAUUUCACAAUCUAUCGUUCCAUCUUGUGCUGUAUGUUUGGGGGAUCCAUAUAGUAUAUCUCUGUGAACAUCAUUUAGAAAAAAAUUGACAUUAAGAUUCUUGGUAAUGGUUUUCUACUCCUGGGGUAAUUAGUUGUGUCCAUUUACAAUGCUGUGAUAGGCUAUAAGGUGAUACAGGUUGUCUAGUGGUAGCUAUAUGGUGAUACAGGUGGUCUGGUGGUAGCUAUAUGGUGAUACAGGUUGUAGGUGGUAGCUAUAUGGUGAUACAGGUUGUAGGUGGUAGCUAUAUGGUGAUACAGGUUGUAGGUGGUAGCUAUAUGGUGAUACAGGUUGUCUUGUUACAAUAUGGUGAUACACAACACAUGGUGUAUUGUGUGGGCUAUAUGCUGACACUUACAAACAUGGCCCGCACCAUGAACUGAAUGGGAAUAAAGUGAUGUAAUAUAGGCUGAAUGUGAACAGACUUCUUUUAAUGUGUAGACAGGAUGAAUA